Diatraea saccharalis (sugarcane borer) is the source of this 1944-nucleotide messenger RNA. The record is from the annotation of a GenBank genome assembly. Lineage: Eukaryota; Metazoa; Arthropoda; Insecta; Lepidoptera; Crambidae.
ACAUAGACUACUCUUUCAUUAUCAAUCAGAAUCGUCAAGAAAAGUAAAUCACAAAAUUUGGUCUUUUUUAGUGAUAAUUUUCCAAUUAAUUGAUUUCCUUUUUUUUAUACUAAUGUAUUGGAAUUUGACUAAUCAGCGAUGGGUGCUCUAACUAGCAGGCAAAAUGCUGGAGUGGAAGAAGCAGACGUUAUUUCUAAUCAUGCUUAUAAAUAUCCACCAAGAUCAGGCAACUAUUUCGGAAGCCAUUUUAUCAUGGGCGGGGAAAGAUUUGACACCCCUCAACCAGAAGCCUACUUGUUUGGAGAAAAUGCUGAUUUAAAUUUCCUUGGGAGCAGACCUACACCUUUUCCAUAUCCUCCCCCACAGUCAAACGAACCUACAAAGACACUAAAAAGCCUGGUUAAUAUCCGCAAAGAAUCACUCCGGUUUGUCAGAUGUCCUGAGCCAGUGGGCAAAGUUGCUGAUUCUAACAAAAUUGGUGACGGUGUCAUGAAAUCUAUUGAAAACAAUGGAAAAGGCACAUAUUACAAUAUUGAGUUUACAUUUGACUGUGAUGCAAGAUGUGCCAUAACAAUAUUUUAUUUCUGUACUGAAGAAGUCACUCCAGCUGGUGUAGUGUAUUACCCUCGUGAUUCAUCAAUGACUUCACAGACGUAUCAUUACAAGAAAGGAGCCAACCAGCAGUUCUGUCAGAUAUCUCAUGUAUUUGACCCCUCUAAGCAUCCAGAAGAAGAUUUGGUGUACAAUGCUGACAGAGAAAUUAUACCAAUAGCUAUUUACUGUGUAGUAGAUGAAGGUCAAGAAGAAAUCAGGCAGUCGCAUACUACAAUCGCCAUAGUGGAAAAACAUUCUGAUGGAACAUAUGUUUUAAAAGCACUAAAACAGAAACUCUUUGUGGAUGGUCUAUGUUACCUUCUGCAGGAGAUAUAUGGCAUUGAAAAUAAGAACCUCGAUACAAAGCCGAGUUCGGACGAGGAGACCGAGGACGGCGGGUCCGAGUGCGUGAUAUGUAUGUGCGACGUGCGCGACACGCUGAUCCUGCCGUGCCGACACCUGUGCCUGUGUAACUCGUGCGCGGACUCGCUCCGGUACCAGGCCAACAACUGUCCCAUAUGUCGCGCCCCCUUCCGCGCGCUGCUGCAGAUACGUGCGCUGCAACGCGUCGCCGCCUCGCCCGCGCUGCUGCCCGCCGCCGCCACGCCCAACGAUGGCAGCCUGGAGAACAUCCCCGCCGGGUACGAGCCGGUGUCGCUGCUGGAGGCGCUGAACGGCCCGCACGCGGCCCGCGCGCCCCCCGCGCCCCGCCCCGCGCCCGCCAUCGCCUCGCCCGACACUGACACCGCCUCACAGGCAGCGGAAAUCCUGAACCGCUGCAACCUGGAGCGCAGCUCAUCGACGAGCCUGGGCAGCAGCGGCAGCAGGAAGGGCAAGUCACACUCCAAGGACGACGUCAAACCGCGAGAAAAACCCACGCACACCCUCACACCUGAGUUCCGCAUGUCUGUACUGUUGGCGCGCGACGAGGCGGCACACAGUCCCCUGCUCAGUACGCCCGCGCCGCCAGAGCGUACCCUAUCAAAGUCUACGUUGAGCCUGGAGUAUGGUCGAGGCAUUGGCUCGGCGGCGUCGGGCUCUGGGUCUGACGAGGAGGAUGGGGAGGGGGAGGGGGACGGGCAGGCGCUGGAGGUGGCGAGCCCCGCCCCCGCGCCCGCCGCGGUCACGCCCACCGCCCCGCCCGACGAGCCCGACAGCGAUGCUGAGCGGCUCUCGCCUCUGCUCACACACCUGCCGCCCAACGGGACCGCGACGGGCGCGAUGGCCCACAUUGACGACACCGACACUGACGAGCCAGAGAGGAUCACGCACUGUACGUACUGAAUUCCAUAACAACACUUAACACCCACAAACGAUAUUAAAAAAAAAAUUACUAAAAGUCAAUAUUUC